Messenger RNA from Megalops cyprinoides (Indo-Pacific tarpon), 1024 nucleotides. RefSeq names its product cytochrome c oxidase assembly protein COX18, mitochondrial. The annotation marks the transcript as partial. Gene Ontology annotation, molecular function: membrane insertase activity. Gene Ontology annotation, biological process: mitochondrial respiratory chain complex IV assembly; protein insertion into mitochondrial inner membrane from matrix. Gene Ontology annotation, cellular component: mitochondrial inner membrane. NCBI's taxonomy places the organism in Eukaryota, Metazoa, Chordata, Actinopteri, Elopiformes, Megalopidae. The record is from RefSeq and is a predicted model, not a curated record. The transcript is spliced from 6 exons.
GUUGUGAGCGUCGGGCACGCCCACUUCUCCUGCGAGCGGAGGGGGGCGCUGCAGCGUCGCCGCUGUUCAGAUUCAGCGCUGCCGUGGCGAAGAGCGCUGAGCACCAGCGCGGCCCGGCCUGGCUGGUACGAGAGCGUGGCGGACUCUACGCCGGUGCACCUGACCGAGCAGCUGCUGGUGGCGGUGCAGCAGACCACGGGGAUGCCGUGGUGGGCCAGCGUGGUCUGCACCACCCUGGCUCUGAGGACCGCCAUUACUCUACCGCUGGGCGCCUACCAGAUGGUCAUUAUUGCAAAGGUCGAGGCCCUGCAAGUGGAGAUUGCAGAGCUGGCCAAGCGGUUGAGCUACGAGGUCUCGGUACGUGGCAAACAGCAGGGCUGGUCUGAAAAAGUCUGCCGGUACCACUUCAGAAAGAACAUGCGGAGGAUCGUGUCAGAGCUGUACGUGCGGGACAACUGCCACCCCUUCAAGGCCAGCCUGCUGGUGUGGGUGCAGCUGCCCAUGUGGGUGUGCCUCUCCCUGGCCCUGCGCAACCUCAGCCUGGGGCUGGCAGACUCCACCAUGGCUCUGCAGCGGGAGCUGGCAGUAGGGGGCGCUCUCUGGUUCCCAGACCUCACGCUGCCCGACUCCACCUGGAUCAUGCCCAUCAGCCUGGGGCUGGUUAACCUGCUGAUCGUGGAGAUAUUUGCUCUGCGGAGGAUAGAGGCCUCAAAAUUCCAGAAGUACGUGACCAACUUCAUCCGCGGCAUCUCCCUGCUCAUGAUACCGCUGGCUGCUACGGUUCCCUCAUCCAUGGCGCUGUACUGGCUGAGCUCCAGCUGCGUGGGACUGGGUCACAACCUGCUCCUGCGCUCGCCCCGGUUCCGCAGAAUCUGCCGGAUCCCUCCGACACACUCCGAUUCUGACACACCCUACCGGGACAUCGCUGCUGCCUUCGUGGCCAAAUACCUCAAGUAGGACCCCCCCCCCCUCAAUGGCAGAGUGGAGCACCAGUCGGGGGGCCUGGGACAUGUUUGUGAGAGGG